UCACGCCGUUGCCGGGGAUCGAACCCGGGUCACCCGCGUGACAGGCGGGAAUACUUACCACUAUACUACAACGACUUUUGGUGUUAGGCUCAAGUUUAAGAUAAAGUCCUCGAAGACAGUGAACCAUUCUGCUUCCUGCACAUCCUUGCCUGGCGAUUUGCGAAGUAUCAGCGAAUCGAGUAGGGUUUAUCUCGUUUAGGUUUUUCGCUCUGCUCACUGCAGGAAGCCGCCCGAAAUCCGACUCUCCUCCGAUGGCGAAACCAUCCCGAGGCCGCCGCCCUUCGCCGCCCUCUGGUUCGGCGUCGUCGAGGUCCCGCUCCCGUUCUUCUGGCUCUGAUUCCAGCUCGCGCUCUCGUUCCGUCUCCCGUUCGAGAUCUCCCUCGCGGUCGAGGUCGAUCUCCUCUUCUUCUCCGUCUCGCAGUGCCAGCUCCGGCAGCCGCAGUCCCCGUCCUCCACGAAAGAGCCCUGCCGAGGUAGCUAAACGAGGUCGCAGUCCGCCUGCACAAGUGAAGAAGGCAUCUCCGCCACCAAGGAAAGCCUCUCCAGUUCGCGAGUCUCUUACUCUUCAUGUUGACUCGCUGAGUAGGAAUGUGCAUGUUGGCCAUUUGAGAGAAAUAUUCAGUGUCUAUGGUGAAGUCGCGAAUGUGGAUCUUGCAAUGGACCGGGUUUUUAAUCUUCCUAGAGGAUUUGGAUAUGUGGAGUAUAAGUUCCGAGCAGAUGCCGAGAAGGCUCUGUUAUACAUGGAUGGGGGUCAAAUUGAUGGUAAAAUUGUGCGAGUUCGUUUUACGUUACCUCCACGACAACAGAAGGUUUCACCACCUGCAAAGCCUGUAGCCAGUGCUCCAAAAAGAGAAAUACCAAAAACUGAUGGUGCCAGUGCAGAUGUUGACAAGGAUGGACCAAAACGUCCACGAGAACUCUCGCCAAGAAGAUCUCCUAUUGGUCGAAGAGGCGGAUCUCCUAGACGCCCACCACCGGAUUCACCUCCACCACGCAGGCGUCUUGAUUCUCCUCCUCGUCGCCGCGUGGACUCACCACCUUUUCGUCGGGGGGAGACCCCUCCAAGACGUAGGCCUGCGUCCCCAGGGGCUAAAGGUCGUUCUUCUUCUCCUCCACCAAGGCGAUAUAGGUCCCCUCCAAGGAACUCUCCAAGGAGAGUACGUGGAAGUCCCGUUCGUAGGCGUUCUCCUCUACCUCCGAGAAGGCGGUCACCACCUCCUAGACGUGCCCGAUCUCCUCCAAGGAGGUCUCCACUCCGCAGACGAAGCCGCUCACCAAUUCGUCGGCCUUUGCGCUCGCGAUCUAGAUCGCUCUCUCCUUGGAGAGACCGAGGACCAGCUGCAAGACGUGGAAGGUCAUCAUCUUACUCUGAUUCGCCUAGCCCAGUGCGCAAGGUGCCUCGUAAGAUCUCAAGGAGCCGCAGUCCUAAAAGGCCCUUGAGGGGUAGAAGCAGCAGUAACAGCAGCAGCAGCAGUUCACCGCCUCGAAAGCCGUAGGCUCUUCAUUCUUGCUAGUUUUGUUGCCAUCUUUUCAGGGUUUCGUUCCAUCUAUGGUAAUGAGUUUGGUGCAAUGAUGACUAUCGACUCUCCUUAGCUCUUGUUACUAAUUGGGGACUCGUUAGCUGUGUUACUCUGAUCUGCAUUUUGUAAUCAUGUUUUAUGUUACUCUAAUUGCUAGUUUCUGUUGCUUAUUGGAAUUUGUUAGUUUGUAUUAGAAUCGCGGAUUCAUCUAUUUGUAUACUGUCAUCGUUUUGCUGCUUAUAAGACGUAGCUCCUGAAUUCAUGCUUAUUGCGUUAGUAAUUGCUGCUGGCGUUAUACAUCGCUGAGUCAAGUUUGUAGCUGUAGUUAAACAAGAGAGUGAUAUACUAAUAAUGUGACAUGACAAACUAUUUUUUGCAUAAUCCAUCAAAUUAUUAUUAUAGUCUAUGUGGGUUCAAAAUAUGUGCCUAGCCGCGUUUAGGCGCUAGCCAAUAUCGAAAUGCCUAGUCUAGAGGUUCGACAAUGAGUUAGGUAUCCAAAACAAGAUGAUAAAGUAAGGUGACACUUAGGUGUUGCACAAUCUGAGGCUACUCAUGCUCAUCAUCGAUGAUUUAGUCUAUUAAGAAAUUAUUACCAUAACAGAUUAUGGGCGAUUUUUUGGAAAGUCAUUUUCUUUCGAUUUUGAAUGCUACAAAUAAAAUAUUCGCCCCAAGGCUAUUCUCCGCCAAUGAAAAAGUCUAUUGUUCAUAUUCUCCAUUGAUGAUUAAGUCCACUAAUUGUUGAUUUGGGCAUAUUUUAUUAGGAUGUCAUUUUCGUAAUUUUUAGGGCGGUUAUUCAAAAGGCCAUUAUCCUUGAUUUUGAAAGCUACAUAUCACAGAUUCGCCCUGAGACUAUUCUUCACCGAUGAUUAAGUCUACUAAGCAACGAUUUCAGGGGUUUUUUUUCCGGAUCCAUUUUUAGCAGAUUCCAAAGCGGUACCAUUACAGAUUUUGUGAGAUUUUUCGGAAGGUCACAUGGAUGGCAAAAAUAUUUGAAACCGUGGAUAUCUGCCUGAAUCCAACCUAAUCGGGUAGGCUAAACCCCGAACCCGAAUAAUUUUUAGUGGGUAUGGUAAAAUGCGAAUCCGAUUGUUGCGGGUAAUGGGUGGGCAUGGUUUUCUCACUAUCCAGCCCAAACCUGCCUGAUUAUACACAUGCAUAUGUAUUUUGUUAGAUUAAGGCAAUAUAAGAUAACACCCUGACCCUAAUCGCCUGAGUCAGAUUAAGGCAACAAAAGAAGACGAGACCUUGUGAUCAUAUCUGAUAUCUGAGCACCAUGAAUUCUCACUUAGACUAGGCAAUCGAGUCGGGUAGGGUAAUUUUGGGUUGGAGCCUUGGGUUACGGAUCAGGUCAUGUUGGAUUGGCUGAUUUCUGGUUCAAUAUUGACCCAACCCAUCGGGUUUUGGGUCAAGUUACUGCUCAUUUCGAGUAAUGAUCGCUCUCAGAAACAAUAUCAAACUUGCUUCAUAUUUCAAUGGCUAAAUUACACGUUUGGUCACUUAAAUUAUAUAAAUCUUUCAUGUUUGC
Linum trigynum is the source of this 3045-nucleotide messenger RNA. Lineage: Eukaryota; Viridiplantae; Streptophyta; Magnoliopsida; Malpighiales; Linaceae. The record is from the annotation of a GenBank genome assembly.